GCCUCACCAAUUAUUGUUCGAGAUAUAUACCCGACUACAGCAGCCUAACCUUCCAAAUUCGACAGCUUACAAAGAAGAAUGUCACGUUUCACUGGGAUCACAGUCACGAGAAAGCAUUCCAGUCACUGAAGAAUGCCAUCACCACUUCACCGGUAUUAGCUCAUUACAAUCUUACUGCGGAAACUAAAGUCGUUGUAGAUGCAUCGCCAUGGGCACUGGGUGCCGUACUUCUCCAGAAACAAGCCGACGACAAUUAUCGACCAAUCGCGUAUGGUAGCAGAUCGCUAACAGAUGUCGAACAGAAGUAUUGUCACAUAGAGAAAGAAGGAUUAGCAAUC
Molecule: messenger RNA, 338 nt
Organism: Paramuricea clavata
Lineage: Eukaryota; Metazoa; Cnidaria; Anthozoa; Malacalcyonacea; Plexauridae
Source: the annotation of a GenBank genome assembly